AUGAGUCAGCCAAUUCAGUUCUGGUCGCACAAGAUCGGCCCAAAUCCGUGGAAGAAUGUGAUUGUCUUCGAGGAGCUCGGAAUACCAUACGCAACAGAAUAUCUAGAUUUUGGCAAUGAUACGGGAGGGGUGGAGCAUCCCAGCUUCCUAAAGAAAAAUGCUGCAGGCCGUGUCCCACUAAUCCACGAUCCUGCAACAGGCAUGAUCUUAACGGAAUCUAACGUCAUCAACCAUUACCUAUUGGAUCAAUAUGACAAGAACAAUAUACUUUCUCCAGCUACAGAACAAGAUAAAUACCUGGUGGACAAAUACCUCGGCUUUCAAAGCAGCACACAGGCACCGUUUUAUGCGCAGUCUCUUCAGAUGAGAAACAAGAAAAAUUUCGAUGGGGUAGCUCACUUUCAACAUCUUGUUAAAAGAACGCUGCGAACUGUUGAUGAUGAGCUGCGGGGAAAAGAGUUCCUUGUAGGCGAUAAAUGCACUCUCGCGGAUUUGGCUUUCAUCCCGUGGGAUCUCAUGUUAGAUGUUGUACUUCAAGGAGACGCCGAAGCCGCAUCCGCGCCAACGACAGGAAGCAAUUGUUUCCCAACUGGUACAAUUGGCACAUGAAGAUGAUUCAGAGAGAAGCUGUGCAAAAAAUGAUGAAGCUAAAGGAAGAAGUAAAUUCGAACUAACACGAGUAAAGUUAAGCUGGCCAGCUUAACUCGACAUCUUGACCAUGAUAUUAGUUAUCAUAGAAGUUGUUUUCUUAGUGUUCGG
Molecule: messenger RNA, 759 nt
Organism: Trichoderma harzianum CBS 226.95
Lineage: Eukaryota; Fungi; Ascomycota; Sordariomycetes; Hypocreales; Hypocreaceae
Exons: 4
Coding region: 1-609 (202 amino acids)
Source: RefSeq, a predicted model, not a curated record